GUCCUCGAUACUGAGUGAAGUUUCUACCAGGUCAAGAUCUAAAUUGCCAUCGGGCAAGAAUAUUCUCGUUUUUGGUGACGAUGGUUCAGGUAAAACCACACUUAUGGCUAAAAUACAGGGAGCAGAGCAUGGCAAGAAAGGAAGAGGGCUGGAAUACUUGUAUCUAAAUAUUCACGAUGAAGAUAGAGAUGAUCAUACCCGCUGUAACGUAUGGAUUCUGGAUGGAGACUUAUACCAUAAAGGGCUGUUGAAGUUUGCAGUUUCUGCAGAAUCUUUACAAGACACCAUCGUAGUCUUUGUUGCAGACAUGUCUAGACCUUGGACUGUUAUGGAGUCUUUACAGAAAUGGGCCAGUGUCUUGCAAGAACAUAUUGAUAAGAUGAAAAUUCCUCCAGAAGAGAUGAGAGAUAUGGAACAGAAGUUUAUAAAGGAAUUUCAAGAGUAUGUGGAACCCGAAGAAGGCUACCAAGGAUCACCGCAAAGAAGAGGCCCUUCUUCUGGCCAAGAGGACGAACACGUUUCUUUGCCACUUGGAGAAAACGUGCUGACUCACAACCUUGGUAUUCCUGUGCUGGUCGUUUGUACAAAAUGCGAUGCAGUGAGUGUGCUAGAGAAGGAGCAUGAUUACAGAGAAGAACACUUCGACUUCAUUCAGUCGCACAUUCGUAGAUUUUGCUUGCAGUAUGGGGCUGCCUUGAUUUAUACAUCAGUUAAGGAGGAAAAGAACCUUGAUCUGUUGUAUAAGUACAUUGUACAUAAAACAUACGGUUUUCAGUUUACCACACCUGCCUUAGUGGUAGAAAAGGAUGCAGUUUUUAUACCUGCUGGUUGGGACAAUGAAAAGAAAAUUGCCAUUUUACAUGAAAACUUCACAACAGUGAAACCAGAAGAUGCAUAUGAGGACUUCAUUGUAAAACCUCCUGUAAGAAAGUUAGUCCAUGAUAAAGAGCUGGCAGCAGAAGAUGAGCAAGUAUUUCUUAUGAAGCAGCAGUCAUUCCUUGCCAAACAGCCAGCAACGCCUACAAGAGCAUCAGAAUCGCCUGCUAGAGGACCUGCAGGAUCACCAAGAACUCAAGGCAGAGCUGGUCCCGCCAGUGUACCCAGUGCCUCACCGAUAACAUCUGUUAAGAAACCAGAUCCAAAUAUUAAAAAUAAUACUGCAAGCGAAGGUGUCUUGGCUAGUUUCUUUAACAGUCUCUUGAGCAAAAAGAGUGGCUCUCCUGGGAGUCCUGGUGCUGGAGCAGUGCAAAGUACAGCCAAGAAAUCAG
Molecule: messenger RNA, 1268 nt
Organism: Eurypyga helias (sunbittern)
Lineage: Eukaryota; Metazoa; Chordata; Aves; Eurypygiformes; Eurypygidae
Gene: DYNC1LI2
Product: dynein, cytoplasmic 1, light intermediate chain 2
Exons: 11
Biological process (GO): microtubule-based movement; microtubule cytoskeleton organization
Cellular component (GO): cytoplasmic dynein complex; centrosome
Molecular function (GO): dynein heavy chain binding
Source: RefSeq, a predicted model, not a curated record